UAAAGUGUGUGGUAGAGACAGUAGAGACUUUUAUGAUCACCUAUAUCCAGCCCUUCUCUUUCCAGGCUCUUGAGAAGAUUACACUUCCCCUCCCACCUUGGCUUCUUUGUUUCCCCAACCCUAGUAUUCCUCUGGCCUGGAUCAAGGAGUAGCUUCUGUUCUCACCCUAUAGAAUUUACCUGGGUAUGAUAAAAUCUACUCACAUGAAUGCAGUUAGCAUCUAAACAGAGACUCCACACCUCUAGAUUUAGUAUUUUUUUGUUUGUUUUCUAUGUUUGUGUAUUUAGUUUAUUAUUAUUUAUAUACUGCCUUCCCUCCCCUUGUGCCGUAUAUUUUCUUGUGCCUUUCCUUCCUCACUCCCUCAGAGCCUUCAAUGGUGUUUAUUGAUGUCCAAUUUUUCAAAGUGUUUUGUUACAUUAUCUAAUUGUCUGCUAUAAAAAUGUCAGUAUUUGUUUUUAUCACUUUUUUAGUACACUAACUUCUCUCAAACUCCUUUCAUUUUGUUGAAAAUGGCUGCAUUUCAGCCUUACUUACGGCUAUGUAGUACUCCAUAGUGUGGAUAUACAUCUUUUUCAUCUAAUUGUCUGUCAGUAGAUUUUUAACUGCUUCCAUGCCAUAGUUACGGUGAACAUUGUAGAACAUCUGGAUUUUUGUGUGUAUGGUUUCAUGGUAUUUGGAAAUAUGCCCAGGAGUGGGAUUGCUGGGUUAUAGGGUAUUCCCAUUUUCAGUUUUUUAAAGGUAAAUCGAGAUUGCUUUCCAUAAUGGUUGUACCAGUUGACAUUCCUAAGGUUGAACAAUAUAAUAGGGUUCCUUUUUCCUCUGUAUGCUCUCGAACACUUGUUGGGGGUCUUAAUAUAUGCCAUUUUCAUGGAUGUGAGGUGGUAUCUUUUGUGGUUUUAACCUGACUUUUUCUUACAGAAGUGACAAUGAAUAUUUUUUCCUACGUCUGUCUUCUGGAUCGCCUAGGCAUGACUGCUAUCUUCCUGAUGUCUGUGCUGCUUGGCGUUGCCUGUGGCCAAGCAAUGUCUUUCUGCAUUCCAACUGAGUAUAUUAUGCAUGUCGAGAGGAAGGAGUGUGCUUACUGCCUGAGCAUCAAUACCACCAUCUGUGCUGGGUAUUGCAUGACACGGGAUAUCAACGGCAAGCUGUUUCUUCCCAAAUAUGCUUUGUCCCAGGAUGUUUGUACAUAUAGAGACUUCAUAUACAAGACUAUAGAAAUACCUGGGUGUCCACACCAUGUUACUCCUUAUUUCUCCUACCCUGUAGCUGUAAGCUGUAAGUGUGGCAAGUGUAAUACUGACUAUAGUGACUGUAUUCAUGAGGCCAUCAAGACAAACUACUGUACUAAACCUCCGAAGUCUUACAUGGUGGAAUUCUCUAUCUAAUGUCAAUAGCAAUGUAAUCUGUAAUUUGGCUACAUGUGUUUCUCUGGAAUAAAACUAAUAAAAUGUCAAUAUAUUUCAGAAAACCCGUGUACAUUUUGAGUACUAUCAUCUAUACCCAUACUUAUACAUGCAUUAGAGAACUUAAAAGCUUUAGAAGAGAAGGUGAGUGAAAGAGUAUUUUAAAUUCAUGUGAGGGAUAGUAUCCACAUGAUAGGGGAGAGUGCAGGAAAAUUGGAGAACAGGGACAUAAAAUACUAACAAAAGCUAGCCUUGAGCAGGCUCUCUUGACAGAUGACCACGAAGUUUGUCUUGACCUGGAAAAUGAAUCUGGGAAUGCCAGAGUUAUAGGGGAAUGGUGACGUGAUCAAAAGCUGAAGAACAACUGGCAUCAGGACACAGGAGACACCUACUUCCAAAGGCUAGAAGUAGGACUAGAGCAGAGGUGGACAGUGAGGGAUAUUUGAACUCU
Talpa occidentalis (Iberian mole) is the source of this 1854-nucleotide messenger RNA. It is a transcript of the gene TSHB, whose product is annotated as thyroid stimulating hormone subunit beta. The record is from RefSeq and is a predicted model, not a curated record. Bases 927 to 1385 code for a protein of 152 amino acids. Gene Ontology annotation, molecular function: hormone activity. Lineage: Eukaryota; Metazoa; Chordata; Mammalia; Eulipotyphla; Talpidae. The transcript is spliced from 4 exons. Gene Ontology annotation, biological process: G protein-coupled receptor signaling pathway. Gene Ontology annotation, cellular component: extracellular region; cytoplasm.